AUGAAUUUCACGAACAAGGACAUCGGUUCGUUACUUUUCACCGAGGAAACACCCAACAAGGCAAAAUGCUGUGUGUGCGGCAAGAUCUACAAGCAAGGCAACGGCUACACAAACCAGAUGCACCACCUCCUGAAGAUGCAUCCUGACUACCCGCGACUGGCUAAAGCUGCUUUCCGGCGCGGCAACCCGCUGGGGCUCACCAUGGCCGACCAACGGACCAACGAAAUUUUCCGCUCGAUCGAGUGGUGUGUGCUGGACCGCAUGCCAGUAAGCUUUUGCGAGCGAGCUCUGGUUCGUAAGAAUGCUUCCAUGGUGCCUAUGGCUGCCUCAACGUUGCAACGACACAUCGACCUCCUCUACGGAUACGUGCGCGACGUCAUCGCUGCCAAGCUUCCUGAGAAGUUUGGGUUGGUUCUCGACGGCUGGUCGAGUGGUGGUCGCCACUUCAUUGCGAUCAUGGCUGUGUACCAUGAUGCUUCUGUGAAUAACGUGGGGGGUAGGAAGCCUGGCUAUGAUGAGAGCAUUCAAUGCGUGUCACGCCGCUUUGUCUUGCUCGCAUUUUGCCCUCUGGGCGAUGAAGAAGACCUCGGCGCUCAAAGCUUGCUUGACCUGAUAGCGGACACGUUAUCAACCUUCAACAAGCCUUGGGAGUCCGUGCUCUUUUAUGAUUGGUGA
This is a messenger RNA of Phytophthora nicotianae INRA-310, 675 nucleotides long. RefSeq lists its product as hypothetical. Gene Ontology annotation, molecular function: DNA binding. The transcript has a single exon. The record is from RefSeq and is a predicted model, not a curated record. The coding region runs from base 1 to 675 and encodes 224 amino acids. NCBI's taxonomy places the organism in Eukaryota, Oomycota, Peronosporomycetes, Peronosporales, Peronosporaceae.